Molecule: messenger RNA, 2606 nt
Organism: Hemibagrus wyckioides
Lineage: Eukaryota; Metazoa; Chordata; Actinopteri; Siluriformes; Bagridae
Product: ras-related protein Rab-14-like
Exons: 8
Coding region: 148-795 (215 amino acids)
Biological process (GO): defense response to bacterium; endocytic recycling; Golgi to endosome transport
Cellular component (GO): trans-Golgi network; recycling endosome; Golgi apparatus
Molecular function (GO): GTP binding; GTPase activity
Source: RefSeq, a predicted model, not a curated record
UUCGGCCUCGGCGCUCCCCGCCGUGUCCACUAGAGGGCGUCGGAGUCAGUGUUUUGAUAGACGUGUAGGAAGAAGGUGGACGCCAGCCGUGCGCGAAAUCUGCUCAGGUCUACAGGAGCCGGUUGAAUUUAUAUUUUACGAACCAAAAUGACGACUGCACCAUAUAAUUAUUCCUAUAUCUUCAAAUAUAUCAUUAUUGGUGAUAUGGGGGUUGGAAAGUCUUGUUUGCUUCACCAGUUUACAGAAAAGAAAUUCAUGGCGGACUGCCCUCACACGAUCGGGGUGGAGUUUGGCACACGGAUAAUCGAGGUGAGCGGGCAGAAGGUGAAGCUGCAGAUCUGGGACACGGCGGGUCAGGAGCGAUUCCGCGCAGUCACUCGCAGCUACUACAGAGGAGCCGCCGGGGCUCUCAUGGUGUACGACAUCACCAGGCGAAGCACGUACAACCACCUGAGCAGCUGGCUGACUGACGCGAGGAAUCUCACCAACCCGAAUACAGUGAUUAUUCUCAUCGGUAACAAAGCUGACCUCGAAGCUCAGCGAGAUGUUACAUACGAAGAGGCCAAGCAGUUCGCUGAAGAGAACGGCCUGUUGUUUCUGGAGGCAAGUGCCAAAACAGGUGAGAAUGUUGAAGACGCGUUCCUGGAGGCAGCUAAGAAAAUCUACCAGAACAUUCAGGAUGGCAGUCUGGACCUGAACGCUGCCGAGUCAGGAGUCCAGCACAAGCCCAAUGCUCCACAAGGCGGCCGACUGUCCAGCGAUACACAGCCUCAGAAAGAGGGCUGCAGCUGUUAAUGACCAUGGAGACUACUACUUGUGUCUCUCGUUCCAUAUCUCCCCUCUAAACCCACACCACAGCCCCUCUCUCUCUCGCGCUCUUUCUCUUUCUUUCUCUCUAUGAUCUGUAUGCUCUUACCCAUUCUGAUUGGCCAUGAGAUUAGAGUUUGGGGCUGGGCAGCUCUGAAUGAUGGAGAGCAAGCAUUCAUCAGCUUCUGCCAUGUUCAUCCCUGUCCCUCUCUCUCUUCUCCCUUCCCUCUUUUCUCCAUUCUCGCUCAUUUUUAUCUGUUCAUAACGCACACAUCCCAGUGCACUCAGCAAACAUUCACAGGAGGACGAAGCCUUCCACCGAACACUAAUGUAGAUGGGGGAAAAAACAAAACCAAUACUGAGUUUAUCAACAAACGGGUUGAUGUGCAUAACUGUAAAUGAGACAUCUUGUGUACAGGAGCUGUUUAAAUAGUGGGGUAAUUUAAAUCAAAUGAAAUUUUGAUAUGCGUUCUUCUCGUUUAAUAGGAAAUGAAGUCGACGUUUAGGCAGAAUCUGAUUUUAGAAUGUGCUUAAGAGAAAAUGCAUGAUGAAUUGUUAUUGUACAUUUUGUUAAAAAAAACAAAAACUCUGUUUUAAUUAGGAUUAAUGCAAUGUCACAAGUAACCAGUCACCACAUGUUCAUCCUUGUUUCUACCUACUCGAGACAUAAUAAUAACUAUAUACAAGCACUAUACAGGACGAGUAUUGUUAAAUGAAAGCGCCAUUGUAAAAAUUCUGGGGGUUUUUUUGGGGGGGAGAGAGGGUUGGGCUGCUUUAUGUUUUAAGACCUAGAACAUUAAGAGUAAUAUAUUAAACAGGACACACAUUUGAGUCUGUAAAAACAUUUUUUUUUGCACUUUGUAGCUUGUUUUUCAGUGGCCUAGACCUUGUUUUAUUAUCUUUAUAGUCUUAAACGCUCAACCUGCGAAGCGUCCAGUGUACUAUAGAGUUCAGCAUUUGUUGGUCCUUGACAUAUUCAACAUCCCUGAUUUAUUUUUUUCCUUCCCAUCAUUAUUAAUGUUAAAAAAACAAAACAGACCAGCACUAUCUAACCCUGUUAAGGAAAUAAACCUCUAUGUAGUCAAAAAAAAAAAGUGUAAUUAUACUUCAUAUCGACGUAUAUUUUCAGAUCCAGUUUCUGUUGCCUUAUGAUUUUGUUUGUUCUCAUGUCCUCUUUCUGUAAAUCUUGGUCAUUACUAAAACAAGUCACUUGAACUUAAUGCUCAAGCAGGCACUAAUAUUAGGCUUUUCCACCCUUUCGGAAGCAUUCCUUUUUUGUGUGUGUGUGUGUGUGUGUGUAUAUAUAACAUUUUUUUACACUGAAUCUAAGAGUUAUAAACUGGAUUUGUGGUGUAAUGAACUGACUCUUGGUUCAGCUUUAGUUUAAACUAAUUGCAUUUUGGCAAAAGCGGCUCACAAACUAAUCUUAAAGGCAUCCGAUGAAAUUUUAAGUAAAACAUACUGCCCUUAAACUAAGGAAUGCAACACCGACCUGUUUCACAUUAGCAGUCGUUGACGAAAAAGGCAAAAGGAUUUAGCAGUUCCACAAAAUGAUCCGUGUGUUGAAGUGAGAUUGUAAAGGAGUACGUGUGAAUUGUUUUGUAAAUGAAAAUCCCCUUUUUUCUGUUAUGAAAAACCCGUUCUCUUGCUUUCCUCCAUCAUGUCUCAUUGACCUCUUAAAAAAAAAAAAAAAAAAAAAAAAAAAAAGCGUAUUUAACCUUCUGCUCUGAAACUCUGAGGUAUGUCUUCUAUCAGUGGCGUUUGUAAUUAUGUUAAUAAAGACAAUGCUGUAGACUGUC